AUGGAACCUGCAAUGGAAUUUGGCGAACCCUCUUCUUUGCAUCCACAAAUUGCCCAACUGACUGAAUUGCUGGCCCAGAAAGAUGAAGCCUUACAGGAGAUGACUGAAAGCAGAGAUCUUCAAGUUUCUCUUACUCGUGAAAUGGAAAGACUCUGGCUAGCGGCCAAAUCUCGAACUCAGGCCGAGAUAGCUCUCAAGCUUAAGAUGAGACACGAGGACGAGGUGUCUCUCCUAAAAGAGGAAGGUCGGAUAAAGGAUGAGACUAUUGACCAACUGAAUCGCACCAUCGAACUUAUCAAGGAAGAUCUAGCUCGAGCUCAGGCUCAUCUAGCCAAGAAGGAUCAAGCCUCUGGAUCUGAAUCUCAUAAUGACAAUGAAACUUACUUGGAAUCUAACCCUAACUCCUUGCCUAGUGAUGUUGUUGUUAUUUUACUGGAUUUUGAGGAUGUGUUUCCCAAGGAAGUACCUCACAGUUUGCCACCAAUGAGGGGGAUUGAACACCAAAUAUACCUUAUUCCUGGCGCUUCUCUGCCCAAUAGGCCAGCUUAUAGGAGCAAUCCUCAAGAAACAAAGGAGAUACAAAAUCAAGUGGAGGAGUUAUUGCAAAAAAGAUGGGUUAGAGAAAGUUUAAGUCCUUGUGCUAUACCCGUAAUUUUGGUGCCUAAAAAGGAUGGAUCAUGGAGGAUGUGCACUGACUGUAGAGCAAUCAACAACAUCACAAUUCGGUAUAGACAUCCUAUCCCUAGACUUGAUGAUUUGCUUGAUGAAUUGCAUGGUGCUUGCUUCUUUUCUAAAAUUGAUUUGAAAAGUGGGUACCAUCAAAUUAGGAUAAGGGAAGGGGAUGAAUGGAAAACAGCUUUCAAAACCAAAUAUGGAUUGUAUGAAUGGUUGGUAAUGCCUUUUGGGUUAAAUAAUGCACCAAGUACUUUUAUGAGGCUUAUGAACCAUGUCUUACGAGAUUUUCUUGGUUUUGUCAUAAGUUCUAAAGGAGUGCAGGUUGAUGAAGGGAAAGUUAAGGCCAUUAGAGAUUGGCCAACUCCUAAAACUUAUUUGAAAGGGCAAGGGAAGCUCAACAAAAGGCAUGCCAAAUGGGUCGAAUUUCUUGAACAAUUUCCUUAUGUGAUUAAGCAUAAGCAAGGAAAGGUAAACGUUGUAGCAGAUGCACUUUCAAGAAGGUAUAACUUGUUAGCUACACUUGAACCUAAAUUGCUUGGCUUUGAACAUAUUAAGGAAUUGUAUAUACAUGAUAAUGAGUUUUCCCAAUUAUAUGCUGCGUGUGAAAAGAAAUCACAAAAUGGGAUUGCUAGGCAUGACAACUACUUGUUUAAGAAUAACAGACUUUGUGUGCCUAGAGGAUCCAUGCGUAAAUUGCUAGUUAGGGAAGCACAUGAGGGGGGUUUAAUGGGACACUUUGGGGUUCAAAAGACCCCCUUGGGCAUACAUCACCGUCAGCUGGCGGAUGAGUUGAAGGAGAAGAAUUCCAAGCUGGCUUCUCUUUAUGCAGACCUGAAGGCACUCCAGGAGUCUCAUACAACCCUACAAAAAGACCUGAAGGUUGUCCAAGCAGACCUGGCCUCCAGCAUUGACCGGGAGAAGAUCUUCAAGGCUCAGCAGGAUCAGGACCAGGCCACCAUUAAGUCCCUUCAAGCAGAUCUCCACAAGGUACAAACGGAGGCUUCCACCUUGAAGAAAGAGAAGGCACUAGCCCUGGCUUCUACAGAGGAAGUGCGGGUGGAACUAGUGAAGUACAGAUCAGGCAAAGGCGAGCGUCUCGAAGCUUACAGGCUUUCUUAUAUUAAGUCUCCCUUGUUCCAGAAGAAGAUAGGGGAGUUCGCCGACCGGAUGGUCUGCUACGGUGGCGUGGGUGCAUUGCGCCAACUGCUUAAGUAA
Zingiber officinale is the source of this 1890-nucleotide messenger RNA. RefSeq lists its product as uncharacterized. The coding region runs from base 1 to 1890 and encodes 629 amino acids. Lineage: Eukaryota; Viridiplantae; Streptophyta; Magnoliopsida; Zingiberales; Zingiberaceae. The transcript is spliced from 6 exons. The record is from RefSeq and is a predicted model, not a curated record.